AAAAAAAAAACGAACCCCAAUUCCCCCACCCAGCACGCCAGGCCGGCGAGAUGCCUGACGGCGAUGCAAAGGCCCGCGCCGCCACCACCAGUGCGGCACCUCCGGGUCCUCCUCCGCCUACAGCCAUGGUUCCUCCAGCCGGCGCCGACACGCGGAAUCCGAGUUCCCGGCGGCGCCGCCCUCGCCGUCGUGCCAAGGCGCCGGGCUACCAGGCCCUGUGAGGUCUGAAGCUCUUACUACUUGUCGCUGCCACGCUGACCCUGCAAUAUAGUGCUACCGCUUAUGGGGCUGGGUACUUUGGGAACAUCAGCAUGGCACGGCCCGGCUGCCCAGACAAGUGCGGUAACGUCAGCAUCCCGUACCCGUUCGGCACCGGAAAUGGAUGCUUCCAGGAACCCUUUAAUGUCACGUGCAAUGUGAGCGGGGCAUAUCUGGCCUCCACCAAAGUAAGGAUACUGGACAUCAAUCUUACUCUAGGUGAGAUUCGCGUUCAGAACCCAUACAUAGCAUGGCAAUGCAACCAUACCAAUGGAACCAAUAGUACUAGUGGUGAUUUGGAAGGCCUACGUCUUGAUCCUUUUCAUAAGCUUUCCUACACCAAGAACAAGUUGACAUCACUCGGUUGUGCUACACUUGCAAUUGUCGUAGGAGGCACCAAGGGCAAGAACCAGCUUGAAUACCCCACUGUCAACUCAUGCUUUUCAUACUGUACUGACGCAAGUAAUGUGGAUAAUAGCUCUGGAUGUGCUGGAAUGGGUUGCUGUCAGUCCUCCUUCCCAGGAAAUGUCAGUUCCGUUAACACCACAUCUGAACCAGUACCAGAUAUAUACGACUCAACCAUCCAGUCUUUCAGCCCGUGCAGCUACUCUUUCGUUGUUGAGGAGGAGUGGUUCAAGUUCGAUCCUUCAUAUGCCAGCUCUACCGAUUUCGCUACUAAAUAUGCAGAUGGAGUUCCUUUGGUACUCGAUUGGAUUGCCGGUAAUGGAAGUUGUUCUGAAACCAGCAAGAUGGGAUCACAGUAUGCCUGCCAAGCCAUGAACAGCGAGUGCAUUGAUGUGUCCAAUGGCCCCGGUUACCGCUGCAACUGCUCUCAAGGUUAUGAGGGCAAUCCCUAUCUACAAGGAGGGUGCCAAGACAUCAAUGAGUGUGAACCUCCAAACCAGUCCUUGUAUCCUUGCAAAGGUAAUUGCAGAAACACUGAGGGGAGCUACACCUGUUCAUGCCCAUCAGGAUUCAGGAGCGAUGAUCCAAAGAGCAUACCCUGUGUUCGAGCUGACCCAAACAAAGCACUGAAGGUGGUCUUAGGCUUAUCCGUCAGUGCUGUCUUCCUCAUGGUUUGUUUCUUCGCUCUAUGGGCUGAGUAUCAGAAAAGGAAGCUGGCAAAAGAGAAGGAAAGAUUCUUUGAUCAGAAUGGUGGUCAGAUAUUAUAUCAGCAAAUUAUGUCAAAACAAGUCGAUACUUUGAGGAUAUUCACGCAAGAAGAUCUGAAGAAGGCCACGAACGAUUUUGACGAGAGCAGAGAACUGGGCAAGGGUGGUCAUGGCACUGUCUACAAGGGCAUUCUCAAGGAUAACAGGGUAGUGGCUGUGAAACGCUCGAAGAUCAUGAACGUGGAGCAGACCGACGAAUUCGUGCAGGAGAUAAUUAUACUUUCACAGACCAACCACCGGAACGUGGUCAGGCUUCUAGGGUGCUGCUUAGAGGUGGAGGUCCCCAUACUGGUCUACGAGUUCAUCUCGAACGGCACUCUCUUUGAGUUUAUUCAUCGUAACCAUGGAAGUCCACCUCCUUCGCUGGACAGCCGUCUCAGGGUCGCUCAAGAAUCAGCCGAAGCACUGGCCUAUCUGCAUCUGUCCACUAACCACCAUAUAGUCCACGGAGAUGUCAAGUCCAUGAACAUUCUCUUGGACGACAACUACAUGGCGAAAGUGACCGACUUUGGGGCAUCGAGGAUGCUCCCCAAGGACGAGUCCCAGUUCAUGACGCUGGUGAAGGGAACCCUGGGAUAUCUAGACCCCGAGUACCUGCAGGAGCGGCAGCUCACAGAGAAGAGCGACGUCUACAGCUUUGGGGUCGUGCUGCUGGAGCUGAUCACAGGGAAGACGGCGAUCUACCGCGACGGCCUCAAGGAAGGUAAGAGCCUCGUGUCAUCCUUCCUGCUCGCGAUGAAGAAUGAGAACCUCGAGGGCAUCCUGGACCCGAGCAUCGCGCGUGCGGGGAUGGAGGCGCUGCUGCGAGAAGUCGCCGAGCUCGGGCGGACUUGCUUGGGCCCCAGGGGCGAGGACAGGCCUUCCAUGACCGAGGUGGCCGACAAGCUGAAGGCUAUGCGAAGCGCCUGGAGGGAGAAACUGGCGCCGGGGCAUGCCAAAACAGAGUGCCUGGUUGUGUGCUCGUCGCCUGCGGCUCUGGCGCCGUGGUAUCCCCCGUCCUCGAGGUCCUCCUCGGGGGAGCUGUACAUGUCUGGAAUAGGCAUAGAGACACCCAGAUGACAGUUGCAUUCGAGCCUUCUACCAAAAUGACAAACUAAUUUAUCCUACUAGAGGUACCAAGUAUCUAAGUAAAUGUUCUCAUGGGAUUUGUAUGUUUUUUCUGUUUCGUUGUGGAGUCUUGCCAUGACAGGCUAUUCGAUAUCUGAACUUUCAGUUUCA
Molecule: messenger RNA, 2648 nt
Organism: Aegilops tauschii subsp. strangulata
Lineage: Eukaryota; Viridiplantae; Streptophyta; Magnoliopsida; Poales; Poaceae
Product: wall-associated receptor kinase 3
Biological process (GO): cell surface receptor signaling pathway; protein phosphorylation
Cellular component (GO): plasma membrane
Molecular function (GO): calcium ion binding; protein serine/threonine kinase activity; ATP binding
Source: RefSeq, a predicted model, not a curated record